UGUAAUUCUGAAUGCCAAUAGCGUUUUAUUUAAGUGUGUGCAGUCGCCAGAGGCGGUUGUGACUGUGUGGGACCAUGGUGCCGGUGCUGAUGCUAGUACUUGGAGUAGUCGCGGCUACCGACAGAGACUUCACUGAUGUAGAGCAACUACGGCUACCACGUCUGUUUCACUUGGAUAAUUACGAGCGAUGCCUGGCGCAGCGCGGUGGACAGUACUGCCUUGGCAGCUUCCGCGUGAGUGCAGACCAGGAAAACCCAAAAUAUGAAUUCAUUAAGGAAUUCUCCUCCAGUCCACAAAACUUCGACCGCACUCUGCUACAUCGCGGGUAUUGUGUAUCUUCGCGUUGCCCAUCGGAAGCUAACAUCACGCUUCGGUUUGAGCGCUGCAUACAGCAACACGUCCUGCCUCCUGGCUUCACUGCAGCCUUACAAACUUAUUCAUGUGAAACAAAAAAAGAAGUAGAUUUCAAAAUGGAUAUUCCACAGUUUGCGUUUCUGCUUGUGAUUGGGAUUAUUUUAUUCUUGAACUUGAUGGGCACGCUGUACGAUUUGUUAAAAGGAGGAGAAGCAAAGAGCAAGUUACUGAUGUCAUGGUCAUUACGAGUGAAUUGGCAACGUCUCACAAGCACUCAUGAUGAUGGAGACCCUCGAUUGACAGCUUUAGCACCCAUACAGGGUGUCAGAGUUCUUCUGCUAAUACUUGUGAUGAUGACCCACGCUUCUGAAAUACAACAUAAGGUCUACCUAUAUAAUCCUGAGUUUUUUGAGAAGGUGCUGACUUACCCCAUCACAAUGUUAAUCAAGAACGGUUCGUCGAUAACUCAGAUAUUUAUCGUGUUAUCAAACUUUCUUUUCGGGUAUAGCCUUUUAAUAUACUCCAAAAACAAGCAACUAGGGUUAUCCCAGCUGCCCGCCUGUAUCAUGCAUCGAAUAGCUAGGAUAACUCCAAUCCAUAUGUUAGUAGUAGGGUUCGCUGCAACAUGGUGGCAAGAGUCGGGUUCUGGACCGCAGUGGGCCGCCACCAUCGGCGCAGAAAGCCAAAUCUGCCGCAAGAAGUUCUGGACUCAUUUUUUCUUCCUUCAUAAUUUUAUAUACAAAGACGAACAUUGCUUACUCCAAACAUGGUUUUUAGCAGUUGAUAUGCAAGUGUAUUUUGUGGCAUCAGCACUUAUGCUGUAUAUGAUACAGAAAAAGAAGAAUCGAAUACAGAUAUUGACCUGCUUAUUUAUUCUGUCUUGCCUCUUAAAUGCAGGACUUGCAUAUAUAAAUGACUGGAAAUCGCUUCUAUACAUCAUGUUACCGGAGAACGUGCGCACCACCUUCCACGGAAUCCCAUCGUUUAGUCAAUACUAUAUCUCUCCCUGGGGAAGCUUGCCAUCCUGUUUCAUAGGUCUCAUCACAGCUUGUGUACACUUCGAUAUGCAGGAACACGGAUACAAGAUAGCCAAGCAGAGAUGGUUCACGACGCUCUACCACUUAUCCAUUCCUCUUAUCGUGUUGUGUUUGUUGGCUGGAAACGUGAUGUUGCGUCACACAUCUCGCGGAGCAGUUUCCUCUUUCCUUGCCGCUGAACGACCCACAGUCGCCUUUCUUGCUGCCAUAUGUAUUCUGGGCAUUGCCAACAAUGUAGAUAAUAUUUUCCGUCGAGUAACUGGUUGGCGAGGCUGGACAGCGUUAGGACGUAUGUCGCUGUCGGUGUUGAUGCUCCAUUGGGUCAUAAACAUGAGACUCGUCGCUUCAAAACGAACGCUCUUGGAAGCAUCAGUUUUUACCAUUGCCGCGGACCUGUUAUCGACCAUAUUGUGGACGUACUGCGCUGCGCUUCCACUUACUCUUCUGGUGGAAGCGCCCCUGCAGCGAACGUUCAAUUCGCUGCUUUCCUAAUAUCUUACGCUGUGAUAAUUCACUUGUGGACUGAUUAGGAGUUAUAGUUGAUAAGCUGCGAAGAAUCUCCUAGACAAAAAAAAAACACUGAGUUCUCGUAAUAUUUGGUUGCCAAUAUUUAUGAGCAACUAGAUGGAAAGCGUUAAAUUUGUUUUAUUGAUUGAUAUUAAUUUGCAAAUUUUGUUUAAUAUCUGUAUGCUCUGAAGGUAGUAACAGUAUAUUAAUGUAUGGCAAAGCUUUUUAAAACAGGAACAUUGAUGUGAUAAUUAAUUAACUGAUAUGGCGGCAUAAAAAGAUUUUAUUUAAAAUGACAGAGGACGGGGUAAAUGUUAUGACAUUUCUUUUUAUUGUAAAAGAACGUUAUAAUGUGUAAUUUUAUAAUUAUAAGAGAAUAAAGAUAUUUAUAAUA
Messenger RNA from Danaus plexippus (monarch butterfly), 2292 nucleotides. Its product is annotated as O-acyltransferase like protein-like. Lineage: Eukaryota; Metazoa; Arthropoda; Insecta; Lepidoptera; Nymphalidae. The record is from RefSeq and is a predicted model, not a curated record. Bases 75 to 1883 code for a protein of 602 amino acids. The transcript has 12 exons.